Pistacia vera is the source of this 668-nucleotide messenger RNA. RefSeq names its product signal recognition particle 19 kDa protein. Bases 90 to 500 code for a protein of 136 amino acids. Lineage: Eukaryota; Viridiplantae; Streptophyta; Magnoliopsida; Sapindales; Anacardiaceae. Gene Ontology annotation, biological process: SRP-dependent cotranslational protein targeting to membrane; SRP-dependent cotranslational protein targeting to membrane, signal sequence recognition. The transcript is spliced from 4 exons. Gene Ontology annotation, cellular component: signal recognition particle, endoplasmic reticulum targeting. Gene Ontology annotation, molecular function: 7S RNA binding. The record is from RefSeq and is a predicted model, not a curated record.
AAAUCUAAAAUGUGGGUUUUGGUUUUAACGCAAGUUGACAGUGAAGAACUACAAACGAUCAAGGGUUUUCUCAGAUUUUGAUUGGGGUUAUGGAUGCGGAAGUGGCAGAUAUUAAGAAAUGGGUUGUGAUAUAUCCUGUUUACUUAAACUCGAAGAAAACAAUAGCCGAAGGGCGGCGAAUUAGCGUGAGCAAAGCAUGUGAAAACCCUAAUUGUGUUGAGAUUGGUGAUUGCUGUAACCAUUUGAAAAUCCCCUAUGCAAUUGAGAUUGAUAAGGCGUAUCCUCGGGAUUUCAUGCAAAGAGGGAGAGUGAGGGUGAAACUGAGGAGGGAAGAUGGGACUUUCUACAAUCCAGCUAUUUCUUCUAGAAAACAGCUGAUGCUUCAUGUUGCAGAGUUGGUACCUAGACAUCCCGGUAGAACUAAGAAGCAGGAGCCAGCAUCCACGUCGUCAACUGCUGGACCUUCCAAAUCUGGAAAAGGUGGAAAAAAGAAGCGAUAACUUCCAACAUAUUGAAUAUAUCAAAAUGUUUCCUUUUUGAUAUCCAGUUCUGGCCAGCAUUGGCUUUCUUAAGAUGUUACAUGUUUGGUUGUGUUACCUUAGUCGUGUUUUUGAAAUACAAGAUAGACAAUAUGUUUUUUGUUUGGAAUUUUUCAUUAUCUUUUUACA